UUGUGUUUCAGGUGUUCUCCCCAAAAUGACUUCUAAGCCGCUAACGCUGCUCAACUUACCUAUAUCAAUUGCCAAUCAAGUUUUGGAGAAAUUGGGACCAGUGGAAAUACUAACCUGCCGAAAAGUGUGUCGAAAUUUACGGACCGCCAUUGAUAAACUCGGAACUCACUUCAACAAAAUCUCAAUUGAAUUGUGGAGUAACAGCGUUUUGUUAGAUUUUGACGGAAUUAAAAUCACCCACUCUGCUCGAUUCAAUGGUGGAUCAUAUGUUCUGUUCAAUGGGCGACGGAAAACCAUAGAAGGUGUAAACUAUAUGGAAGUAGCUUUCAAGGACUUGAAAAUACUUCUGAAGCAUACAUCUAAGUUAUACAUCUUGAAGAGAGGAAGAUAUAGAGGAAACAUUGUCAACUUUCUUGUAGACGUUUUGAAGGAGAAUGCACAUAUCCACGUAGAAACUUUAACUCUGGAUAAUUUUUCCGUUGAUGAUGUUUUAUUAAUCCUCCCGUUAUUCGAAAGUCGAACAUUCGAAGAAAUCACAUUGCGAGAAACGUUUGCACUUGACCAAUUUGAGCGGAUAACUCAUCUGGAUCAAUGGAAAAACGCGAAAAGAUUCAAUUUCUGGAUUUCCCCAUUUGAUUGUCCACCUAUCGAAUAUUUCUUUCAUUUUGAGGAUUUUACUAUUAAUAUUUAUAACAUUUCAAUGCAAAGUGUGAUUAAAGUUCGAGAUGAUCUGCUGCAAAGAUGUACGUUCCAGAAAUGCAUAUUUUUUGUUCUAAAUUUAAAUUUGGAUCCUGUUGAACUUGCAAGAGUAUUUCAACCGGACUAUGCUGGUGGCGAUGAGUUCAAACUGGAUUAUUCAAACGGGAAAUCUAAAUUUGAAAUAAAUUUUGGAGAUUGUUCCUUUCGUGAUGGCAUUUGGAAGUUUGAAAUCAAAAAAUGCUGACUAAUUAUAUAUGUUUUGUAUUUCAGUUUCUUUUUUAUUUUUGAUCGAACCAUGUCAUUUUAAGAAUCAUAUGAAACUUUUGCAGUAUA
This is a messenger RNA of Caenorhabditis elegans, 1032 nucleotides long. It is a transcript of the gene fbxa-30, whose product is annotated as F-box domain-containing protein. The transcript has 3 exons. The coding region runs from base 26 to 943 and encodes 305 amino acids. NCBI's taxonomy places the organism in Eukaryota, Metazoa, Nematoda, Chromadorea, Rhabditida, Rhabditidae. The record is from RefSeq and is marked reviewed.